This is a messenger RNA of Botrytis deweyae, 1158 nucleotides long. RefSeq lists its product as uncharacterized. The coding region runs from base 1 to 1158 and encodes 385 amino acids. Lineage: Eukaryota; Fungi; Ascomycota; Leotiomycetes; Helotiales; Sclerotiniaceae. The transcript has 5 exons. The record is from RefSeq and is a predicted model, not a curated record.
AUGGCAGAUCUCAAUUCAUUCUAUGCGCUAUUAUAUAUAACGGUGGAACCACAAAUUCGUAAGCAUCCCGAGAAGACAAAGAAAGCAAACCAAAAUCCGAUCAACUUUUUGACGGAUGAUCAAGUUGAUGGAAAAGAGCUGACUCUCGAUCAAAGCUUCAGAUCUCCGAAGAUCAUAAAUGCCAAUUCAAACCCUCGCAGUGAGGUACAAGGAGCUGAUUGCUCUUCCACUUACGUGGAUUGUUCGAUCUCAUCUUACUCUGAACCGAAGCCGAAGGUUCUGAUCAAGAUCGAAUUCGAUCCUGAUUACGUGCUAUUCAGAACAAAAGUUCUUCUGAUUCGCCCACCCACCAACUCUGGUUGCUGUUGGACAAGCGGCGCCAUGUCUGACAGCGGUCCUGUCACACCAGCGGCUGGAAAGCGCAUUCAUUCACCUGAAGGAGAAUCUUCAAACAAACGUCUGAGGUCUGCUGAUGCAUCAGCCAAGGCACCAAACCCAGCGUCUGCACCAGUGGAGACCAACCCUGAAGCUAGAGAUUGGAUUCCCGCUGAUGGAGAUGGAGUCGAGUCAAAAUGGGCUCAAGAUCAUAUCAUCUUCAAUCCCAAAUCCGAACCAGACGAUGCUUCGUCGUUUCCCCGAUUCAGGUACUAUUUUGAUGCGGCAGUUUACGCUCCCAUGAGAGUUGUCGGUCCCAGUGAGAGGUGGAAGUAUGCACCUGCUGAUUUCAACUCACAUGGUGAGAUUCUAAGCAAGAGAGUGUCCGUUGGUUUGCCAGCGGUUUCUGAUAAUCGUCAGAUUGUCAGAUACGACAAGAAGCCUCUCCGUGGGAGUGUACCUUUGGUACUUCCUGAUCACCACCUACCCGACUACGUCGAUUUCGACAAGACAAACAAACCUGACUGGCCAGCACAAAAGUUCGGCGAUCUCGAAGUCAGACCAGUCCCGGAAACAAGAGAGAAGCUGACAAACGAGGCGGUUUUUCGGAGAAAUCAACAGAGGUAUAAAGAAUCUGGAUUGAAAGCACUAUCUGGAGUGCCUGACCACGAUGACGAGCCAGCAUCUGACGAAGCCAACGUUCAGACUUCAACCAAAGCAAUUGCGAGAACUGGUCCAAACCCUUCCAGACCAGGUCAUAGCCGGAAGGCCAGCCAACCUUAA